AACUGCGACCAGUCGUUUUCCCAUUGUCAACGGAACCGGGUUGCACUACCGGCAGCAGCGGCAGUAGCACUUGGCUCCAGUCGUGUACCCAGUACAGAUCGAAACGCGCGUCGAAGUUCGUUGCACGCGGAAUGGUGCCGGCCACACUGCGGCCCACUGAAGCCAUUCGUACGCGCUGCAUACGGGGCAUGUUUGCACGGUUGCUGUUACGGCCCCAUGCUUACCUUGCCGGGUGCAUUCCUUCCGGAUGAUUGUGAAACAGCAGUGAGCUGGCUAGCGAUAUAGAGCGUGUAAUAGUGUACGGUGGCAUUUGGAAUUGGUAGAGGAAUUUUCGAUUACCGGUCUGUAACGGCCGACGCUUGUUGUACUCCCGCUGUACAUGGUGAUGCAUUAGCAUUGCAAGAUCGCUGAUCGAACUGCUGCCGUCAGUGUGUGAGGGGUGUUUACGAAUUCCAGUUGGUCACCGGUGGCUGUAUGGGAAAGCGGUUUGGGUAAGAAGCGGUUUGGUGCAUGCUGACCAACACGAUCGAUGUUGCAGGUUAGCGGCUGGUGCAAAGCGUCUCCGUGCAAAACAAAACAGUGUAUCAUUCCGUCCGCGAAGUUCCAACAAAGUUUCUUCCAGUAACCGCACACAAUGAACGGUAAUUGACCGUUAUCGAAGGUCCCGGCGGGAUCGCACCAUACAGCGUUACUGUGCCACGUGUGUAUGUGUUUAUGUAUGUGAGUGUGUGUGUGUGUUUGUGCAAAGUGUUUGUGUGUGUGUUUUAUUGCAUUUUCCUAUGUUGGAAGAUACAUGUGCGGCUAUGGGUCGUUAGCGUUAUUUUUCUCCCUCUCCACUCCAUUUCUGGCCUGCCUUCUGGUGCGUAUAUGUUGUGAACGGAAAAUGAAGAGAUAAUUAGCGAGUGCGCUGCACCUGCAACGUGAUCACAUAUCCACAUACAUACACAAAUACAUACAUACAGAGAUCGUUUGCCCGCCACCCACGCCACCGGGUUGAGUGUCGACUGGGUACUAGGGUCACCGUUUUGUGCCGGCUUCGUCCAUCGUCCGUAAUGGCCAUUUCGUGAUCAUUGGCCGUGCAAACCGUCCGCACCGCAGGAAUAAAAAUAAACACUAAACGAGCCGUGGGGAUGCAGUUUGGACGGCAUUGCACUACCUGCCAGCGAGCGUGAGUGAAGCAGCAGGCGGCCGGCAAAAGAAGGAAGCAGCAACCGUCGCAUCGACUACGCAACCAACGUGAGCUACAGCGGAAUAAAAAAAACCUCCAAACAAACCCAUUAGGAAAUGUUUUUGGAAUGGUGUAAAAGGUAAAUGAAUUUCAAAACUGGAUAGAAGAAAGUUCAAGCAACACUGCUAACUAAGCACAACCAUGAAGGAGGAUAAUGCAACGUCAUUCUUUCUCCUGGGAGAGUACGACUCAUUAACGGACCAAAAUGUGUCCCAGCUUGGCAAUUACCUGGAGAACAGCGACCCCAACCAAACGUUUAUGGGUAAUUUUACCUGUCCGCCCACGGACAUGCCAACGACCUACUAUCUGUUCAUGUUCCUGUACGCGGUCGUCUGCCUGGUCGGUGUGCUGGGUAACACGCUCGUCAUCUACGUGGUGCUCCGGUUUUCCAACAUGCAAACUGUCACCAACAUGUACAUACUGAAUCUAGCGAUCGCGGACGAAUGCUUCCUGAUUGGCAUACCGUUCCUGAUCGCUACGAUGCACAUGAAGCGCUGGACGCUUGGGGGCGCUAUGUGUAAAGCGUACAUGGUGAGCACCUCCGUCACACAGUUCACGUCGUCCAUCUUCCUGUUCAUCAUGUCCGCCGAUCGAUACAUUGCCAUCUGCCAUCACAUCUCCUCGCCCAAGUACCGGACGCCGCUGGUGUCGCGCAUCGUAUCGCUGUUGGCUUGGCUUGCGUCUGCGUUGAUCAUGCUGCCGAUCAUGAUCUAUGCCGACGUGAUAGAACAAAAACCGAACACAUACUCGUGCCAGAUACUGUGGCCUGAAACGCAUGGCCAUCUGCCUGGGUACACGUUCACACUGUACUCGCUAAUACUGGGCUUCGUGAUUCCGCUCUGCUUUAUCAUGACCUUCUACUGUCUGGUGAUCCGCAAGCUGCGAAACGUAGGUCCUAAAACGACGGGAAAAUCGCGUGGCAAGCGGCGCUCGCAUCGAAAGGUAACCAAGCUGGUGCUGACCGUCAUCACCGUUUACAUCCUGUGCUGGCUACCGUACUGGAUAUCGCAGGUCGCCCUGAUUACGUCCGACUUCGAGACGUGUAGUACGCGGUUGGAUUUGAUCCUGUUUCUGCUGGUGGGUUGUCUUGGGUACAUCAACUCCGCCAUCAAUCCGAUCCUGUACGCAUAUCUGAGUGAGAACUUUAAGAAGAGCUUCCUGAAGGCUUGCACGUGCGCGGCGCGGGCCGAGGUAAACGCACAGCUGAAGCUAGAGAACAGCGUGAUGCCCAAGCGCUCACGCACCCGUACCAACUCGGAUACGACGCAGCUAACUACCGGCUCGAAGGUGCAGCACCGGUUGCUCGUGGAACCGACAACGACCGCUACCACCACCACGACGGCGGCAUCCUGCGUAUCGUCCCGAAAUCCCAGCCCUCCGCCCGCCCAAACCCAGCGGAACAACAACCAUCUCCUUACCGUACCUGGAACACCUGCCUGUGCAUCAUCCAAUGGUGGUAGCAACCAUAGUAACAAUAAUAACGAUACCAAUACGACCGGUACGAACGCCACGGCCAGAAGUCAACUGCACGCUGCCAAUGGUGGCAACACUAGCAGUGGGAAAGGUGAUUACAUGUCCGAUUCCUGUGACGGUAAUGAAGCGUUGAGUGUGCCGUGCGGGAACGGUUUGGAGGAGCAGCUAGUCAAACUAACGUAACUCGUACAAGUGGUUGGUAAUGGAUCCUAGGGCAUUAAGGACACUGGUGUGUUCUUUCGAGCUAAAUCAAUUUUUUGUCAAAAAUAUUAAGUAAAAUGUAGUUUAAAGUCGGGUUGGAGUAUGAAACAGAUUUCACUAAGCUGACACAGCUAUACUCUAGAGUACGAACGAAACCAGAAUCGAAAGCGUUACAACUCUUGUGUUGUAUAAACAUUGCCAAAAUUGAAGUAGUUAAACAGUAAAAGUCAUACCAAGGGAUAAUCGCACGAAGGCAACAGGGGAAGUAAGCAAAACUUAUUUAUGUGAUAAAUUAAUGUUAACGAUGUCACAAACCGUGGGGAAGCAUGUAUGUGUUUUUGUACUGGCGUAAAGCAUCCGGUGCGGUCCAAUCGGCCUGGUCGAUCACGGUAAGAUCGCUCGUGUUAAUCUCUUUGGUUGCGCUCAACAGACUUUCUGCACCGCAUUGCCACCACUGCAGUCGAUCGCGUACGUGAUCGCGCGUGAAACGAUGGCAGUGAGCCAACACGCGCUCCAAAAGUAUCCAUCGUGUGAUGGAAUUUGGAUUCCAUAUAUUCUACCGCAUUCACACAGACACACACACACACAUAUAUAUUCACACACAACCAAUCCAUGCAAAUAAACACGCAUGAUUCCUUUGGGAGUAAUAUUUGAUGGAUGACAUUUCGUGCAACAUGCACCAUCACGGCGUGCGACUGCAGACCUGGGAAUCUGGGACGGAAUUCGGUAACAAAAAAAAACCUGAGCUCACGAGUUCCGUACCACAACACGCACUGGCACGCGGAAAGAAAGCAAACAAACUACGGCAAUGAACAUCUUUCGAACUUAUAGCACUUACAGACAUAAAUUACGAGUCCGAUUAUGGAUAUGAUGAUGGUGAUGUAGUUGUUGAUGCUGAUGAUGAUGGUGUUCACAUACAGUUGAGUGCCUUUGGUAGCACGUGAAAUAUUUAUCGCUUUUAUAAAUCGGGGUCGAGUGGGCUUAAGCAAUGCGGAUUUGUUUAAUUUAUUGAUCGUGAUAGAUUUUUGUAACGGAUGGUUCCCAUUGCCCGUUGCCUUUUGUUUUUCCUCUUCUACUCAUCACAAACUUCAAAUCGCCCUAGCGAACUUCGUACCCAUACAUUCUCGGUUCGUUAUGUUAGCGUGCGAUAGGGGUGCGAUGGUGUUUCGAUUAAAAUUGUUUGAUUGAGUUGUUGCUUGCUUGCGCAUGGGACGGAAGGCAGAAACGAUAUGCACGGAGGUACGAUCGAAUGCAUUCAUCAUCGGAAUUCAUCGCGUUCGGUUAAUGGAGGUUUGUUUGUGCGGAAUUCCGAUUUACAGCAACAGCACAAAAAAGACAUUAGUUUUCCCUUUGGCUAUCGUCCAGGGGAGGAAAGAGGGGGGAAGGGAACUAUGCGGAUGGUCCAAUCGGUUAGGAGAAACAGAGGGAGCGAACAGGGAGAAAGACGGGCUGCUUUGACAGCUGGAAUGUUUCAUUUGGUAUGUUUACAGCCGCUGGAAUAUAUUAAUCAACGAACGGCUAUAGUUUAACAAACCGUGGUGGUAGAUCAAUUAAGCUAGUGCAUCACCAUAUUUCAUCACAAACACGACACAUACUGUAGGUGAGGAGCCGAUGUUCAAAAGAUGUUGCCCGUGAGGUUGUCGAGCGCAUUCGAAGAGAUUUAAAAUCGGCAAAUAAUACACAUUUGAUUCUCCCAGUGGAAAAGGCAGAAAGGCAUCAGUGCUAAUGGAGGUUAGAUGUAAAUUUAAUAGCCAAUAUUCCCUCAACGCCCUGCAGGAUAAACAUACGUCGAAGCCCAACGAAUAGGUUUUUACAGCUCUUACGACUACUAAUGGCAUAGUAUAGUGAUGAAAGGUGUAGCACAAUGAUAAUAGCAAACUGUUGCAGUCGCAGGAUGGUUUUUAAACGACAAAAUCCCGAACCCCGCAAACAUUGCUUCGUACGUUGUGAUCCAGAUUUUAUCGGGAGUAUGGUACGAAAUAUGAGACAACAGAGCUAAAGCUAAAGAUACAAUAAAAUAUGUUUUUUUGUACGUGAAUCGAGCGAUUAAUGUGUAAAACUUGCCGAACUGGGCAGGGGGUAACGGGCUAGGCAAAAUUGUUCGAAUUGUAGUUCUCUUAAAAAAACGAAACGAAUCAAUUUUCCCUUCCUUAUGGAAACAAUAUCAAACGUCUGUACCGAAUUUAAUACUAUUUCAUUAAAUGGAAUAAACGCUGUAAUAAAGACGUAACCAAAUUCACACAUAA
This is a messenger RNA of Anopheles coluzzii, 5148 nucleotides long. Its product is annotated as somatostatin receptor type 2-like. Lineage: Eukaryota; Metazoa; Arthropoda; Insecta; Diptera; Culicidae. The record is from RefSeq and is a predicted model, not a curated record. Gene Ontology annotation, cellular component: membrane; neuron projection. Bases 1370 to 2884 code for a protein of 504 amino acids. Gene Ontology annotation, molecular function: somatostatin receptor activity; peptide binding. The transcript has 2 exons. Gene Ontology annotation, biological process: G protein-coupled receptor signaling pathway.